AAAAUCCCAUUGUGCCGAAUCAUGUUCCAUGGCGAGGGAUACUUCCAUGGUGAUAUUGGCACUUGCCCAGCUCAGCUAGCCUGCCAUAUUUCUUCGCGGUCUCCCUUCGCCCGCCUUCACUUUUCCAGCGUCUACUUUCUUUCUUCCUAUCCCCCUUUCUAAUAAUUUCCUUCAUGCCCUGUGAGCGCGUGGUGUCUUCCAUGUUGACUGCUGUCGGGGACCAGUGAUUCACAUACAGCCGCAGUAUGGCUUUUACAACGGCUAUCCACAAUGGGGAUCAAUCUCCCACAAUCAGUCGUCACGGAGUGGAAGCAGAAGAAUACAAGGGACAUUCAACGGUUCUCCCUGAAAAGGAUACUGUCGUCGGUGACGAUGAAGAAAUCAUCGGUGAUGGUGUGAAGAGGCUUGCCUUCGACCAUACGCACCGCAAGCUAAAGCCCAGGCAUAUCCAGCUCAUCGGCAUUGGGGGUACAAUUGGCACAGUGCUGUACGUUCAGAUUGGAAAGGCAUUGAUGGAGGGUGGCCCUGCCAGUUUAUUCCUGGCAUUCGUUAUCUGGUCCGUUGUCAUUCUAUGUAUAACUGUGUGCUUGGCCGAGAUGGUCACGUAUUUGCCCAUCUCAUCGCCCUUUAUCCGUUUUGCAAGUCGAUAUGUUGACGAGGCCUUUGGAGUUGCUGCCGGUUACAACUUCUUCAUCUUCGAGGCCGCUCUGGUGCCAUUUGAGGUUACAGCAUGUAACCUGAUUAUCAACUAUUGGAGUGAUGCAGUCCCAGUUGCUGGGAUAAUCGUCAUCGUACUUGUACUUUUCUCACUUCUCAACAUCUUCGCAGUGAAAUGGUAUGGCGAGGCCGAAUUCUGGCUUUCCAUGAGCAAGGUCGUGCUUAGUGUGGGUCUGAUCUUCUUCACCUUCAUCGUGAUGCUAGGCGGCAAUCCUAAAGGUGAUCGAUUCGGAUUCCGAUACUGGAACAACCCUGGAUCAUUCGCCGAGUACUACAAGACUGGAGACCUCGGUCGAUGGCUUGGGUUUCUUGCAUGUCUCAUCCAGGCCAGUUUUACGAUCGCCGGUCCUGAUUAUGUAUCCAUGGCCGCCGGUGAAGCAAUGAAUCCCCGUGGAGUCUUGCCGAGGGCCUACAAUGGUAUUUUCUAUCGAAUCACGGCUUUCUUCGUUCUCGGCGUGCUCUGUGUCGGUAUCUUGGUUCCCUACAACGACCCUGUCAUGGCUGCUGCGUUUGAACAAGACUUGCCUGGCGCCGCUGCAUCGCCGUAUGUGGUCGCAAUGGACCGACUGCAAAUUCCGGUCCUUCCACACAUCGUCAAUGCUGUCGUCCUCCUUGCUGCGUUCAGUGCCGGAAACAGCUAUGUUUACUGCGCCAGUAGAAGUCUGUAUGGACUUGCGCUGGAUGGCAAGGCUCCGCGCAUCCUGACAACAUGUACUAAAGCGGGCGUGCCGGUCUACUGUGUCAUGAUUGUGCUCCUCAUCGCGCUACUAUCCUUCCUGCAGGUUUCUAAUGGAUCGGCCGUAGUGCUAAACUGGUUUGUCAAUUUAGUCACUGCAUCUCAACUGAUCAAUUUCUCCGUCAUAACCUUCACCUACACCCGGUUCAGAAAAGCUCUGAUGGCACAAGGCGUCCCCCGCCAAUCACUUCCAUACCGGAGCCGAGGCCAGCCCUACGUUGCCUACAUUGCCCUGGUAUCGACAUUCAUCAUGACCUUCGUGGGCGGAUACACGGUCUUUCUGCCUGGCAACUGGGACAUACCGACGUUCUUCUUCUCGUACACAAUGAUCGGGGUGUUUCCGAUCAUUUAUAUUGGAUGGAAGUUUUGGCAUCGCACAAAGUUCCUGAGCCCUGAGGAAAUCGAUAUAUUCACCGGAGUUGACGAAGUAGAACAGUACACGAGAAACUAUGUCGAAGUACCCUCAAGUAACCCUUUCACGAGAUUCAACGACUGGCUUUUUGGCUAAAUACGACAACAUUCAAUACAACAUAUAGAAAGACAUGGGUGAAUAGAAGCUUCAACUAUUGUGCAUUCUACGUUUAUAUAUGGCUACACGAAAGAAACGAGUACUACACACAAUGAAUGAAUAUUACUAUAUCAUGAACCAG
This is a messenger RNA of Aspergillus sclerotioniger CBS 115572, 2103 nucleotides long. Its product is annotated as putative general amino acid permease (Agp2). Gene Ontology annotation, biological process: amino acid transmembrane transport. The record is from RefSeq and is a predicted model, not a curated record. NCBI's taxonomy places the organism in Eukaryota, Fungi, Ascomycota, Eurotiomycetes, Eurotiales, Aspergillaceae. The transcript has 6 exons. Gene Ontology annotation, molecular function: amino acid transmembrane transporter activity. The coding region runs from base 246 to 1961 and encodes 571 amino acids. Gene Ontology annotation, cellular component: membrane.